CAUAAGUGGUAUCCUGUCCAGGUAAAACUGCUGUUAAACCAUGGCAAAGGGCUGGAGUGCAUUUGUAGUGGCACUAGCACUGCUAGGAUGCUUAGUUGGGACAGAGGUAGUGGCUCAGGACUUGUACAAGCCUGCAACACCGGAUCAUCAAUACCAGCCAAAGCCACCGGUCUAUACUCCUCCACAGCCGCAGGCUCCUCAAUACCAGCCAAAGCCACAGGUCUAUUCUCCUCCACAGCCGCAGGCUCCUCAAUACCCUUCGAAGCCACAGGUCCAACCACCUCCACAGCCGCAGGCUCCUCAAUAUCCUUCAAAGCCACAGGUCCAACCGCAUCCACAACCGCAGGCUCCUCAAUACCCUUCGAAGCCACAGGUCCAACAACCUCCACGGCCGCAGGUUCCUCAAUACCCUUCGAAGCCACAGGUCCAACCCCAUCCACAGCCACAGGCCCCUCAAUAUCCUUCAAAGCCACAGGUCCGACCUGCUCCACAGACUCCUUCAAAGUUUCCUCAAUCUACUUACUUACCAAAAAUGCAAGCAACAAAGUCUGCUGCAUGGCAGCCUCGAGGCUUUUACGAGCAAGAGCCACAGGCCCCUAACCCACAGCAACCGGAGCAACCACAGAAACCGUAUGAACCACAGCAACCGCAUCAGCCACAGCUACCGAAACAACCACCGCAACCAACACCUGUUUUCCAUAGUUGUGAGGUUGCAGACAGCCAGAAAAUCCCAUGUGGAAGUCCGGCUAUCUCUGCUGCUGGAUGCGAAGCGAUUAGCUGCUGCUUUGAUGGCCAAAGGUGCUACUUUGCAAAAGCAGUGACCAUCCAGUGCACUAAGGAUGCCCAGUUCAUUGUGGUAGUUGCUAGAGAAGCCACUCUGCCCAACAUUGACCUUGAGAAAAUCUCACUGUUAGGACAGGGUCAAGGCUGUACACAUGUUGACACUAAUUCAGCCUUUGCCAUCUACCAGUUUCCUGUAACUGCCUGUGGCUCUGUCGUCAUGGAGGAGCCUGGUGUCAUAAGCUAUAUAAACAGGAUGUUUGCCACAUAUGAAAUUCAACAUGGGGAUCGUGGGUCUAUUACCAGGGACAGCCACUAUGACUUGCUCUUCGAGUGUAGGUACACCGGCACUUCUGUUGAAACUGUGGUCACGGAAGUACAGGCAUUAACAGACCCUCCUCUACCAGUUGCUGGUCUGGGACCCGUCAGAGUACACUUGAGGUUGGCAAACGGACAAUGCAAUACAAAGGGUUGUAAUGAAGUGGAUGCAGCCUAUACUUCUUACUAUACGGAGGCAGACUAUCCUGUAACCAAAGUACUGAGGGAACCUGUGUAUGUGGAGGUUCAACUCCUGGAAAAGACAGAUCCCCUUCUUGUCCUGACUCUUGGCCACUGUUGGACAACCACAAGCCCCAACCCUCACAGUCUGCCCCAGUGGGACAUCCUGAUAGAUGGGUGUCCAUACAGGGAUGAUCGUUACCUGUCUUCACUGGUUCCAGUUGAUAGCUCCUCUGGUCUGUACUUCCCAAGUCACUACAGACGUUUCGUGUUCAAAAUGUUUACCUUUGUGGACCCCACUUCAAUGGAGCCCAUGAGAGAACAGGUGUACAUUCACUGCAGUACAGCUAUUUGCGCUGCUGCACCAGGCCGCAACUGUGAACCAUCCUGCUUGAGAAGAAAGAGAGAUGUUGAGGCUGCAGAGGAGAUGACGGCUGAGCCAAAGGUUGUGAUUUCUGUUGGACCUGUGAUCGUGACUGCACCUCAGCAGUAAAUAGCACAGUGUUAAGCUGGUGAUUAGUAAAAAAUUAAAAUGUACGUGUUUGUAAUGUUUGCAAAAAGUCCAGUGAACAGUUACAGGUGUGCUGCAGGAAAAUCCCCAAAUUAUUGUAGUCAAGUUUGCAUUCAAUAAAAUGGGCUAAGUACA
This is a messenger RNA of Larimichthys crocea (large yellow croaker), 1924 nucleotides long. Its product is annotated as zona pellucida sperm-binding protein 4. Gene Ontology annotation, cellular component: egg coat. The record is from RefSeq and is a predicted model, not a curated record. Gene Ontology annotation, molecular function: structural constituent of egg coat; acrosin binding. Gene Ontology annotation, biological process: binding of sperm to zona pellucida; prevention of polyspermy. Lineage: Eukaryota; Metazoa; Chordata; Actinopteri; Sciaenidae. The transcript has 8 exons. The coding region runs from base 41 to 1771 and encodes 576 amino acids.